AUGCGACGUGUCUUGAACUCUGUGUGUAUCGCCAAUGGCCUUAUCACCGCGGUAUGUAAAACCGCAGCCACGCCUCAUAUAGGAACUAGCAGCAGCAGUAGUUGCAAUCAUUUCAAUAAAUGUCAUUCAGCGGCCAUUCUUUUCUCUACACGUGCGCAAGGGACUUUUGGCGGUGGACGUGGCGGAGGCCGUGGAGGAGGCGGAGGAGGACGUGGUGGUGGUGGACGUGAUCAUCGUGGUAGUAGUGGAAGUGGUAAUCAAAGCAGUGGCAGUACCGUUCCACGUUUAAUAAACCAAACUGGAGAUGGUGAACUCAGUGAUGUGACCCGUAUCAUGAUGCGUGAUGAUUGGAAGAUCCUCACCAGUAUUGUCAAGUACAUUCCACAGAAUGGAGCCAUUUCCAUCAAGAGUCUAAAUGCCCAACUGGUGCCAGAUGUACAGGAGGCCAUCUCCGAGAAACAUGAUGGACUCAAGGCUUUCCUGGAACAACGUAAACAACUGUUCGUUGUAAAGGCCAAUCCUUCCGAUGGUGUCCUCUACGUGGCGGCCACCCCACUUGCAUACCAGAAACUCAUUGCCAGAGAGAAACAACGAGAAACCAUGCAAGAAAUGUUGGGACUUAAUCGCCGCGGUGGUCGCGGAGGUGGAGGCCGCGGAGGAGGAGGACGCGGCGGUGGACGUGGGGGAGGCCGAGGCGGCGGAGGCGGUAGAGGAAGAGGAGGAAGAGGGAAUAGCAACAGCAAUAGUGAUCGCGGCGGUGGAGGGUUUAGAGGAAGAGGCCGAGGCGGCGGCGGCGGUGAUCGGGGGAAUAGUGAUCGGGGUGGAAGUGGGCGGUUUGGAGGCGAUCGGGGUGGAGGCUUUAGAGGCCGCGGAGGGAAUCACAGCAGCAAUGGUGGGAGAAUGGGAGGUGAGGCUCGUAGCUUUGGCACUCAGUCCAGGCGUUGA
Trypanosoma theileri is the source of this 945-nucleotide messenger RNA. RefSeq lists its product as uncharacterized. The coding region runs from base 1 to 945 and encodes 314 amino acids. The transcript has a single exon. Lineage: Eukaryota; Euglenozoa; Kinetoplastea; Trypanosomatida; Trypanosomatidae. The record is from RefSeq and is a predicted model, not a curated record.